UACAUCUCUUCGCACGCAUAUUAAAACACUCCCUAGAAUUUAUAAUUUUCUCUCGGUAUCAUAUACAAAUGAAUAGAAAAUACUUGGAUCGUCGAUCAUAUUCAUGGUCGGGAUCACAAGCAAGACCAUACAUAUGCGAUUUUUGCGAGAGAGGUUUCUCCAACGCACAAGCUUUAGGAGGGCACAUGAACAUCCACAGAAAAGACAGGGCAAAACUUCGACAGGCGGACCUAAAAGAAGAAGAUAAUGAAGAGGCCAUUUGCACCACUUCGAGAAAUCGGUUCGAGCAAGAGCUUAUUGAGUUACCUUUCUUCGUUGACACGGUCGGUCCAAAAACAAAAGUAGAAGAUGAUAAAAGCGAAAACUGUAUAGGAGACGAGGAAAGGAACAAAACGAGGAUACUUGAAAGGGCUUUAUCUCAAAGUGCAGAAGUGAUAGAUCUUGAGCUCCGUCUAGGAUUAGAUCCUUAUAAGAAACCAACAAGUACGUAACCGUGUGAAUAUAUUUAUCACCAAGUAUGAUUGUAUAUGCAGUAUAUGUGAAUAAUUCCGUUUGACUAGAUAUUGGUUUGUUAAUACACAAAGAACUAACAUUUGUUAUGUACAUAUAUAAUUAAUGGUUACUGAUUAUUGUGAUGAAUUUUUACUCAUUAAUUUGUUACCAUAAUUGUUUAAUACACAUAAUCUAACAUUUGUUAUGUGUACACUUGAAGGCUUUAGUUCUAACUCUUUUUCGUUUGUUCCUCGAUCUAACAAAU
Messenger RNA from Capsella rubella, 757 nucleotides. Its product is annotated as transcriptional regulator TAC1. The coding region runs from base 69 to 491 and encodes 140 amino acids. The record is from RefSeq and is a predicted model, not a curated record. NCBI's taxonomy places the organism in Eukaryota, Viridiplantae, Streptophyta, Magnoliopsida, Brassicales, Brassicaceae. The transcript has a single exon.